AUGUCUUUCGGAUUUUCCGUUGGCGACUUCCUUGCAGCAGGCGAACUCAUCUUCAAAGUCAGCUGUGCUCUACACGAAGCUGGCGGCUCAGCCCAACAGUACCGACAAGUUGACCUCCAGCUGAAUAGCCUGAAAUUCGCCUUGAAUGAAGUCGAUAAGCUUGAUCCACCACAAGAUCUCGAAGCUACUGGGAAUUCAAUAAAAGCAGCUGCGUUAUCCUGCCAGCUGCCGCUGAAGCAAUUUCUUGCUAGUAUUGAGCCAUAUGACCGCAGCCUAGGCAUUGGUCAAUCUUCUGGCGCCAUCAAAGACGCCGCGCGCAAAAUAAGAUGGGUAGCUACGAAGAAAGACGAUGCAGUGGGAAAGUUACGAGGCGAGCUAGCAGGGUAUGUUGGUAGCAUCAAUAUGUUGCUCGUUGAGAAGCUAGGCCUUGUCAUUGGAGGUAUUGAAUCCAGGAUCGCAGAUGAGACCUAUUUGAUCUGCGAUGAAGUCAAAAAUUCACAACAGCAGGCGUCCAGGGUAGUACAAGUCUUCGAAAACAAAAUUACGACGACCUUUGGAGACUUUUUACAAAGCCUAGGCAAAAUCUCAGAGGUUGCAUGCAACACAUACUCAACAACUUUACGAUGCUACAACCUCUUGCUGUCACUACAGACAAAUAUUUCUGUUGCUAGUACUGCUCAUACCUGGCUCCAAUCGCGUAUGAGAGUUGAAGAUCCCUUUGGCAUCCCCUUUCCGGUUCCCACAGAAUACGACUACGCGAUGUUAGAAGCCGUCAUAAGAGCUCGAUUCAGAGAAGGCAAGGGAAAGGACCUUGUUGCGCAUGAUCAGUGGGAACUAUUCGACACAAGUAAUCCCUCAAUUUCCAUAAAUUCAAACAAGUGGCAGUUCUUCCCUGGUAUGAAAAUUACCAUGGCUAUGAUAUUACCGCGCUUCAACAGUGAAAUGCGUUGUCCACGCCCGGGAUGCCACUCGACUACUUACUUGGAAGCUCCUGGUGGUGGCAUGUUAUGGUAA
Molecule: messenger RNA, 1014 nt
Organism: Hyaloscypha bicolor E
Lineage: Eukaryota; Fungi; Ascomycota; Leotiomycetes; Helotiales; Hyaloscyphaceae
Exons: 4
Coding region: 1-1014 (337 amino acids)
Source: RefSeq, a predicted model, not a curated record